AAAGGUAGAAAAAAGAUAAAUCAAUCCCAGAUUGGCUUGGACUGGAGUCGGCCACAACGCCCAAAGGCCGAACGUCCGCCAGCCACAAAAAUGGCGGGCUGAGAGCGUAUCUCCACUCCAAGAAUCAUUCAUCUCUAUUACUAUACGCUUCUCUGCUAAGUUUCAACCAUCUUCCAUUUAUUUCCAGGGUUUACCAGAGGUUUCUCCACUAUUAUUAGUCUUUAAAGCUUCAAUGUCUUCUACUUCCUAUGCUUUAUCCCCUUCCCUCAGAACAAGACUGUUCAACCCCUUCCCCAACAGAUUAAUCGCCCCCGCCCCAAUAUAUCAGCACCGAAGCAAAUGUGAGUUGAACAGGAGGGGCUUCGCUUUCAAAGGAAUUGUGGCUUCGGGAGUUUCGGUCAUGGGCUCGUCUUUGAUAACCGAACCCGUUCAAGGGGUUGAGAGAUUGCCAUUCAAGCCAGAAGGGUACAAUUUUUGGACGUGGCAGGGUCACAGAAUACAUUAUGUGGUGCAAGGAGAAGGGUCUCCGGUUGUUCUUAUUCAUGGGUUUGGUGCUUCUGCAUUUCACUGGAGGUACAACAUACCCGAGUUGGCCAAAAAGUACAAGGUUUAUGCUAUAGACUUGUUAGGGUUUGGGUGGAGUGACAAGGCCAUUAUUGAGUACGAUGCCUUGGUAUGGAGGGAUCAAUUAGUGGACUUUUUGAAGGAGAUAGUGAAGGAGCCUGCAGUUUUGGUUGGAAACAGCCUUGGAGGCUUUGCUGCUUUGGUUGCAGCAACGGGGUUGCCUGAGCAAGUUGUCGGAGUUGCACUGCUGAAUUCUGCAGGACAGUUUGGAAAUGCUAAUAGAAAAACUGAUGAGUCUGAAGAAACUGUCUUACAGAAGUUUAUUGUAAAGCCACUGAAGGAAAUAAUCCAGCGUGUAGUUCUUGGAUUCUUAUUCUGGCAAGCAAAGCAACCAGCUCGCAUUGAAUCUGUCUUGAAGAGUGUGUACAUAAAUCCCUCCAAUGUGGACGACUAUCUUGUGGAAUCAAUAUCAAGGCCAGCAGCUGACCCCAAUGCCAGUGAAGUAUAUUAUAGGUUAAUGACGAGGUUCAUGAUGAAUCAAAGCAAAUACACAUUGGACAGUGUGUUGAGUGAACUCUCUUGCCCAUUGUUGUUGGUGUGGGGUGACUUGGACCCAUGGGUUGGUCCUGCCAAGGCUAACCGAAUCAAGGAAUUUUAUACCAAAACAUCUCUUGUUAAUUUACAAGCCGGGCACUGUCCACAUGAUGAAGUUCCUGAGCUUGUGAACAGGGCUUUAUUGGAUUGGUUGUCAAGUCUAUCAUCUGAAGCCUCCCCCCAGUCACUGUAACCUCUACAAAUUUCAUAUAUAGCUUUAUACUUCAAACUAUACUGUCCCUUGAGGUUUUACUGGUAAUUUGAUUGUCAAGUCUAGCUAUCAGCUGAAGCCUCUCUCUAGUCACUGUAACCUCUACAAAUUUCAUGGCUUUACACUUCCAAUGUCCCUGAGAUUUUACUAGUAAAUAUUCCCUCGCUAUUUA
Messenger RNA from Carya illinoinensis, 1541 nucleotides. RefSeq names its product pheophytinase, chloroplastic. The coding region runs from base 233 to 1351 and encodes 372 amino acids. The record is from RefSeq and is a predicted model, not a curated record. The transcript is spliced from 7 exons. Gene Ontology annotation, cellular component: chloroplast. Lineage: Eukaryota; Viridiplantae; Streptophyta; Magnoliopsida; Fagales; Juglandaceae.